AUGCGCAGCUAUCUACCCCCCCCCAGCCCCCAAAUCCUUGGUGAACGAAACUGCGGCAGCUACAACCACUGUACGACGAGUGUGCUGUUAUUACAGCUGACAAUGAUGAUGAUGAGCAAACCCUUUAGGCGGUUGGGUAUCGAUUUCAUGUGGCGCAUUAGUUCCUUCCUUUUUCGUAUUCCCAAGUCUGUACGGGUUACAGGUAGGAAUCACGCCUCCAAUACUAUGGUGUUUACUACCACGCCACAAGAUUUGUUUCCGCCGAUUCCUCUUUUUUUCGGUUCAAGCUUCCCGAGUCCGCUGCGCGCUCACAUCAGCCGUGUUGAGAUCAGGGUUGAUUCUGCAGCAUCUGAACUUUUUGUGCCUCACAAAGUUCCGUCACUGCAAGAAUCACUAGCUGCAGGAAUCAUCACCAACAGCAAGACAUCAGCGUUCAACACCGAUGCUUCACUGCCGUACAACCAUGAUUUAUUUGAAAGCCUUUUUGUAAAAGAAAGAAUAAAGCUGAACGGGGAAGGGAUCUGGUGCCUGCAUCCCGAGGUGUCUACACUUCCAGACAUUUACUCAGGCAAUCUGGAUAAAAACUGA
Molecule: messenger RNA, 588 nt
Organism: Opisthorchis viverrini
Lineage: Eukaryota; Metazoa; Platyhelminthes; Trematoda; Opisthorchiida; Opisthorchiidae
Exons: 3
Coding region: 1-588 (195 amino acids)
Source: RefSeq, a predicted model, not a curated record